Molecule: messenger RNA, 2138 nt
Organism: Linum trigynum
Lineage: Eukaryota; Viridiplantae; Streptophyta; Magnoliopsida; Malpighiales; Linaceae
Source: the annotation of a GenBank genome assembly
CUAACACCUCUCACCGGAAAACCGCGAUUUUGAAUUUUUUUGGGCGAUUUUUGGCCAUUUUUGGUCGGCUUUUUACCAAACCACCGCCCAACCCAAUCUACCCUCAUCCUUUUCGGCAUUUACCUUGAGUUUGGGGCGAUUUGGGCCGGAUUUGUGUCACCGGAGGCGAUUUCCGGCAAGGCUCUAACGCUUAAAUCAAUCCUGGUGGGGGCUCCUCAUCAAAUCCCGGAUGAACGGGUGCUUGAGAUCCGGUUUCGUCAUGGUCCUGCAAGAGACACAUUACUGGUCCAGGAGGGAGUUUGAGAAGCAGAAUUGCUAUGACCACUUCCUCGCCAUUGCCACCAACCGCCCUUGGCGUCGUCUGCUGUCCAUUCGAGAGAAGGUUUACCACGAGCUGGUGCUUGAGUUCUAUAUGACCUUCAAGCACGAAGAGACAGAGGAUUGGGCAGACGGUGAAGCCGUCAAGUUCAGGCUCGGAGGUGCGCCCCGCUCCAUGAGCUACCACGAUUUGGCGACCGCUCUCAACCUCGGCCUGGAAGAUGAUGGGGACUACAUCACUGAGCUCAAGGAUCCAGUGGGUGUGAACUUCAAGACGCUGUACACUCGCCUAGCUCAGCCCGGCCAGCCUCCCUUCGUUGCAGGGCGAACGAAGGCCAGCACCCUGCAGCUCGAUAACCGCAUUCUCCACCACAUGCUGGCGAAGUCCUACACUCCAACUGCGGAAAGUGCCAGCACCCUCACCAAGAGAUCCGUGUACUUCAUUCAGUCCAUCCGCCAGACGGACCAUCCUCUCCACCUGGGUUCUGUGGUGGCCAGAUCCUUUGACAAGAGUGCUUCAGAACUGCGGAGCCUACACUGCACUCCCCUCAUCACCUGCCUGGCCACCUACUUCCAGAUAUCACUGCAGGGUUGCACAGAGCAGGGGGGCACUAGUACUUUCAGUGAAGACACGAUCAAGAGUAUGCACCUGCUGCGAGUCGAGCGCGACAACAAGUGGAUCGCGGGGUUUCCUGAACCUCAGAUCCCAGCGGAGGACCAGCUCGAUGCUCCUAAGGAUGAGGCUGUUGAGGAUGUCCAUCCCGAGGAUGUGGAUGAUGUUGAUGCCCCCCGCCCGAUCACCUUCGAGUACGGGGGUGGCAGUUCCACCUUUCCAUCCCAGGACUACUUCACUCACUAGUUCUAGCAGCUGAGCAUCCAGAACCAGCAACUCCUCGACCAUCAGCUCCACUUCCAGCAGCAGUACUUGGCUCACCAGGCCGAGUAUCAAACCCGGAUGGCUUCUUAUGAUGAGCGCCUUGACCGUAUGGAGACCCAGCAGGGGGUGACCCUUGAUCACAUCGAGCGGGAGAAGGCCCGAUCUCGGCGUAUGCAGGAGGUCCAGCAGCACCUCCUCUAGCUGUGUGUGCGGGAGAAGGCCCGAGUAGUCUAUACUCGUCGCCCCUCAUAGUGUGUUUUUGUUUAAGACUUUUCUUGUUUGCUCCAUGUGUGUGCGGAGCUUGAACUAAGUCUGUCAUUUGGUUUUGCAUUUUUUCUUUCUUUUGUGGAUUGUCUAUUCUGUGGCCAUCUGGGAUAACUCUGAUCCCUAACGCACAGUGUGCUAGUGUGUUCUUGAUGUUCCCUUCGUGCAGAACUGUUCCAUUCAUUCCAUAUGUUCCUCGUUGACUGGUCCACUUCCAGUCCCCGACAGUCUUUCCAUCUGGUAACAUCGUUCUCCUUAUCUUUACCUUGCUCCAUUGAGGGCAAUGUCGUGCUUAAGUGUGUGUGUGUGGGGGGGGGGGGGGGGGUGUUUAUCUAUUGUUGAAUGCUAGAUGAGUUUGUGUGCUUGGAGCCUAGUUCACUGUCCAAUUUGAUGAAUUGAGGGCUCCAAGUACCGGUGAAAUGCAAACUAGGGAGGUAGUUGUAGCACUAUGGAGGAUGUUGAAGUAUUCUUUGAAUUGACAGUCUUAAUGGUGAAAUGCAAACUAGGGAGGUAGUUGUGCCAGUUGAUUUUGUGAACUAGUGGAUUUAGGGCCGUUGAUUCAUGUGGUAUUGAUGACUCCUCUUAUGUUGUGUGUGUUGACUCGUGUAUCGAAAAAGGGUGCUCAAGUGUGAAAUGAAAAAGCAGUUGGUCCUCCAUGUAAAAAAUUUGAAAUUCUAAG